Molecule: messenger RNA, 876 nt
Organism: Plasmodium coatneyi
Lineage: Eukaryota; Apicomplexa; Aconoidasida; Haemosporida; Plasmodiidae
Product: GrpE protein-like protein
Exons: 2
Coding region: 1-876 (291 amino acids)
Biological process (GO): protein folding; protein import into mitochondrial matrix
Cellular component (GO): PAM complex, Tim23 associated import motor
Molecular function (GO): adenyl-nucleotide exchange factor activity; protein-folding chaperone binding; protein homodimerization activity
Source: RefSeq, a predicted model, not a curated record
AUGAAGUAUGCACAUUUUCUUUUAAGGAGGGGGGUAAGUUGUAGGUCCCCCCUGAAUGCGUGCGCGAUGCAGAGAGCGGCAUUUAGGAGGUACUACUUCGCCAGCGUUUCCCCAAAUGAGAUAAGCGGGAAGGUGGUUCAGGGGCGCCUUUUCACUAGCAAGGCGGGCAUGUCUGACGGUGGCGCCAGCAAAGGCAUGGAAGCACAAAAUGGAAGCAGCGGAAGUGACCAAAUUGAGGGAAAUAGGAAGAAUGACGAAAAUGGUGAAAAAGGCCAAGACGGGCAACACGGCCAGUUCGACCAGCAAGGCAAACGCGCGGAGGGUGCUGAGGAGAACAAAGAACAAAUGAAGGAAAUGAACUACGAAAAACUGAACAAAGCAGAUUUAAUUAACGAAAUUAGGAAAACAAAAAGAGACAUAGAAGAAAAAAUAGUGGACAAUAAAAUAUUAAAAGAAAAGUAUCUGUCCGUAUUGGCAGAAAAUGAAAAUUUAAGACACAGAUAUGUAAAGGAAAUCGAAAAUAGCAAGCUAUACUGCAUCAGUAAUUUUGCAAAAUCCCUCCUGGACGUUGCAGAUAAUUUAUCCCUAGCUAUUAAAAACAUCAACGAAGAAUCGCUCAAACAGAAUGAAGAAAUAAACAACAUAUACAAAGGCAUACAAAUGACGGAGACUAUACUACAUAAUAUUUUUAAUAAAUAUGGUAUUGAUAAAUAUGACCCGAUUAAUGAGAAAUUCAACCCCCUCUUCCACGAGGCUCUCUUCGAAAUUAAUGACAGCACUAAGGAGAAGGGGACUGUCGCGACUGUUGUGCAGCAGGGCUACAAGAUAAAGGACCGCAUUUUGAGAGCUGCCAAGGUCGGAGUUGUUAAGAAUUGA